Dioscorea cayenensis subsp. rotundata (Guinea yam) is the source of this 6232-nucleotide messenger RNA. RefSeq lists its product as uncharacterized. NCBI's taxonomy places the organism in Eukaryota, Viridiplantae, Streptophyta, Magnoliopsida, Dioscoreales, Dioscoreaceae. The transcript has 11 exons. Bases 477 to 5906 code for a protein of 1809 amino acids. The record is from RefSeq and is a predicted model, not a curated record.
UCUUCGUUGAAAUUUUGGCACCAUCGUCGAUCACUUUAUCUUUGUUUCUCUACUACCCCGUCGAAGGCCGAGAGCUUCACGGCUGUUACGGCACGAAACCCUAACCCUAGACGUCGAAUUCUGGAACGAGGGUGCUGAUUUCCAUCGCCAUUGCUGGAGGAGUCCAUCGUUGCUGGGUUUGUUGUUUUGUCAGCGUCUUGAAAUCCUUGAGGUGGAUCGGGGUGUAGCUCUGGUGGUGGUUGUGGCUGGGUUUUCCUGACGCGUUGAGCGGAGCUGCUGUUAUUGGUGUUGCGUGGGUAUGGGUGGUUUUUGAGCCCUAAUUUGGUGGUUUGUUUUGGAUUUGGACGCAUUUGUUGUGGAUUUUGUUGGGAUGGAGUCGGGGAGGUCGCGCUUCUUUUUGUUUCCUGAUUUUGAAGGUGCUUUCUGGCUCUCAAGAAUGUGAAGUGUUGGCCUUAUCAGUUGCUUUUGUCCUCCUUAUGCCUGGGAAUGAAGUUCCUGAUAAGGUUCACAAUUUUUUUGAGCAAAAUAAUUCGUCUCAGCAUCCUCAUUCACAAACAGUAGCCAGAAGUUGGUCUCUUGCAAACAGAAAUCACUGGCUUAGCUCUCAAAGUCAGAAUGGGAUUCGUAUUGGUUCUAAUGUAAAUAGUCAUACUGUCCGGUAUUCAGAGUCUGAUAGCGGAAACAGUUUUCAGUCUUCACAGUUUCCCUCUGGAAAUCUGAAUCAUUCAGGUUCAAAGAAGGAAGUCAUCACAAGCCAACUUAGAAAUCAACAGUCAACCUCAAAUGGGUCCACUCAUGGAUCUCAGACUUUCAAGUCAAGUACUGACCACACAAGGUUGCUAGAAGAUGGUAGAUUUUCAACCAUGCAAAGUCAGCAGCAGCUUACAAGGAGCCAGCAGCCUGGAAUGUCUCAACCUCAGCCUAGGGAACAGGCAGGGUCGAAUGACAUACAGUUGUUGCAACAGCAAUUAUUGUAUAAACAGCUACAAGAAUUUCAGCGGCAACAACAAUUUCAACAACUAAAUCAGGUAGUAAGGCAACAGAAUUCAGGCAGCCAGCUGGUUGGUUCUAAGCAGGCUGCUGUAGACAAACUGCCAGCUUUGCUCAAUGGCACACCCAUUAGCAAUGUGGGUAAUAGCCUGAGGCAAAAUGAAUUCGUGGGAAGUGAUGCAAAGAUAGCAAGCAGCUCUCAGAUGUUUGAUGGCAACUGGGCACAACACAGUGGUUCUUCAGCCAUGUAUGGAAUUACAAAUGGGCUUAUGCUACCUAAUGAUCAAGGCCAAGUAAUGCGGUCAAUGGGGUUUUCUUCACAACAGCCUGAUCAGUCCUUGUACGGUAUGCCUGUUUCUAGCGCCAGACCCCACUUGAAUCAAUAUUCUCAGUUCCAAGGAAUGCCUAAUGCUUCUUCUGGUGUGAUGACAAAUUCUUCUCAAAGAGGCCCUCCUGUAUUUACAGAGCAUGGACACACGCAAGAUGGCAUAAUGGUUACAAAGCAGGACUUACGAGGAAGUGGCUUAUUUGUGAGUGCUACAAAUCAAAAUCAAAUUAAUGGUAUGGCGACAGAACAAUUUCAUCAAAUCCCUCAUCAGUCUCGUAAUAUUCAGGUUCAAGAAAUUCCAAAGGGUCAGGAGCAAUCUGAUUUUUUAGGAAAUUUACAGGACAAGACUUUUGUGCAGGCUGGGGCUUCACAACAUGUGUCUAGUCUUGAUCCCACUGAGGAGAAGUUAUUGUUCGGUACUGAUAAUGAUGCUAGUUGGGUUGCUUCUUUUGGAAGAAGUGGCAACAGUAGCACAGGUGAGUAUCUUCAUGGAAAUCCUUUGGGAGAUAAUGAUUGCUUUGGUGCCUUUCCAUCAGUUCAGAGUGGAAGCUGGAGUGCUCUCAUGCUUGAUGCUCUAGAUGCUUCUAGUAGUGAUACUGGAGUUCAGGAAGAGUGGAGUGGCUUAAGUUUUCAGAAGACAGACACAUCCAUUGGGAACCAUUCUGCCUUAUUGAAUAACAAUGAAAAACAACAAGCUUGGAAUGAUAACCACUUGCAGAAUGCAUCUUUGAUUUCAAAACCUUUUCCUCCAUUUAAUGAAUCAGAAGCAAGCCCUAGUUGUCAGACUGCUCCGAACUUUCAGCCUUCCUCUGGAAGAUUUAACUAUGGGCAUAAUGACCAAGUAUCCAUCAAUGUUCCAAAUGAAUCAUCUCAGCAUUCAACUAAAGAAGCAGAGAAGCACUUGGAUCAGGAUCCCCAACAAAAACAAUUUAUGGAGGGUGGUUUCCAAGCACAAAUGCGACCAGACGGCUCUACUGGUGGUGCUUGGGUAGGACAUGCCUAUGAGCAGGCGAUGAGCGCAGCAAGUGCUGCAGAAUUGAAUUUGAAAACAGCAAAUACAAAGGGAGCUUGGGCUCAUCAUCAAAACACACCCUUGUCCAAUGUUGAUAGUGGCAGGCCCAAUCAUAAACAUGGUGGCUGGCACAUGAACGGUCCUGUGCCAGCUAACAACAGUGAUAUUUUGUCAUUUCCCAGUGAUAGGCAAUGGCAUGAUCAGAAAGCUGAUAUGAAUGAAACCAUGCAUGCAGAAAGGGACCAUGGUAGCGGCAUGUGGAAGACUGUUUCAAAUAAAGCUGAUUUGACUGGUGAGUUGGAGCCUUUGGAAUCUCAUAUUGGAAGUACCAAAAUGGGAGCUCAAUCUCCAUAUUUAAGUGGCUUUCCUGGUGCUAUGAGUGCAAGCUCUGUAGCAAGGAAUGAGGGAAUGAAUCAACAAGGAUUCAACAUUCAUCAAGUCAAUUUUGGGAGGCCUGUUUCUCUUGAUUCUUAUGUGAAAUAUAAGGGCAAUGAAACUAUUGGAUCAGUCCAGGAUCAGGUAGGUAGUGGGCCACAAACUUGGGACUCAUCCAUGAGAAAUGUUGAUAGAGGAUUUAGUGAAACUGGUGAUAAGCUCCCAAAAAUUGUCUUGAAUGAAAGCUGUUCUCCCAGUCCUUCUAAUUCCGGUAACCUUAGUGACAGGAGUGUUGAAAGGAGGAACCAAUUUGUGGCUGGAAAUGUUGCCCAUCAUUUUGGUGUUGGCAACCAAAAUACCAUUGGACAGUCUGGUCAACAAACUAUUGGUUCUCGCAAGUUUCAAUAUCAUCCCAUGGGAAACGUGGGCAUGAAUAUGGAACUUACUGAUGGCUCAAAUCGGAAUAUAUAUCGUCAAAGUCUGGCGCAGCAUCAAGGAUUGAAAAAUAUAAAUCAAGGUUUUGCUGGGCAUUCACAGUUUAUUAGUCAUGUUGCUUCCAACAAUGCCAUGAAUACUGGAAUGGAACAAGUAACUAAUUUUCAAAGAACUUCAAAAGGGCCGGAGGAAACACUAUCUGGAACCUCUGCUUCUUAUGCUGAGCCCACUAAAUCUACUUCAUUUGGUGGAACAACUGCUCAAUGGUCCCAGAACAACAGAGCAAAUCAGACAAGUCAAAAUAUGCUGGAGCUUCUCCAGAAGGUAGAUCAGUCAAAUGAGAACAAUUCUGUACCACAAUUCCAAUUUUCUGCUGAUAGGAUGCAAUCUGAGAUCCCCCACAUGGCUGCUGCUUCUGAUGGGUCUGCUUCACAUCAUCAGUAUAACCAGUCUUCUGCGUUGCAAGGUUUUGGUUUACGAUUGGCACCACCAUCCCAAAGGCAAGCAGUUGCAAACCAUGCAUUGUCCCGUCAGAUCUCACAUGAUUUAAAUGUACAGCAACUUGAUCCAGAGUCUGUGGGCUAUGACCAUAAACUGUCAAAUACUACUGCUUCAGCCCAAGCUCAAUCCCCACUUCCUGCAGACGAAACGUCUCAAAGAGAAAAUUCUGAUAAUGAUUCCAACUUAUCUGGCCAAGCAGACAAGUUUCAGUCUAGGCAUACAACCCAUUCUCCAACAUUGGGUUCAAGUUUUUCACAUCACAGAAAUACAAGCCAACAUGCUCCUCAAUUGGAAGCAAAGUCAGCCUCUUCUGCAUCAGGCAUGUCUAGACAAGCUGGUUACUCAACAAUGUUGAAUAAAGUUUGGAAAAACCUAUCGGCUAAUCGUCUGUCAGGUGUCCAACCUCAGAACUUUACUCCAAAUAUACUUCAGUCCAUGAUUCCAUCAACUAGUGGAAGGGAUGCAAACUUCUUGACCCCACAGAAAGCAGAUGAUCGAAAUAACAAAGGAAGCGCUGAUCUUGAAGGGUCUACUACAUGUUCUAUUAAUUCACAACAAAUCUCUCAUGGAAAUCCAGUUAGGGAAAAUUCUACACCACAAAUACCUCCUGCGAGAAUGGAUGCUCCUCCUGAAUUAGGUGUCGGACAUUAUGCACAAGAUCCAUCUGCAAAACAUAUUACAGGUGGUGAUCCUGCAGUCUCUGUUCCGUCUCUGGUCCGCCUGCACCAGCUAGACCUUAGAAGGGGAAAGCAUAUGCCAAAUUCAGCACAAGAUUCACAGGUCCAUGCACUUUCUCAGAAGGUUGCCUCUUCUAGUCAUGAUAUUGGGAUCCAUGGACAUGGUCCAAGAGCAUCAGAUGAUGUUCAACAACAACAAUAUUCAUUGCUGCAGCAGAUGCAGGCAAUGAAGGGUGUGGAUUCUGAUCAAGGUAAAAGCACUGAAUCAAAGAUUAAAGGAGCUGAUUUUAGUUCUCUUAGCUCACAGAUGCGCUGGAAGGCAGCUCAGUUGUUUAAUUACGGACAGAACACCGUUUUCAGGGUUCCUACUGAUGGUGAAUUGGGAUUGAAUUCACAUGGCCCAUUGUCAUCUGAGAAGAAAAUGCUAAGCUUUUCACCACAAGAGAAUCAUGACAAAAGCCCAAGCUCCUCUUCUCAGAUUGUUGGUAGAGAGGUAUCUUCUCAGGAUCUCUGUACUCCUGGAAGAAAUGAUGUUCAUCCUCAUUCUGUUCCUUUGAGUUCCCAAUCAGCUUUUGUGGGAGGAAGUGAGCGCCCCUUUGUUAGCCCCCAAAUGGCCCCUUUGUGGUUUGAGCAAUAUGGAAAUUAUAAAAAUGGUCAGAUCCUUGCUUUGUAUGACAAGCAGAAUGCUGUAAAAUUUGGCAACCAGCAGCACUUCUUUGCAAAAUCUUCUGCAAGCAUGGAUAACAAUGCAGUGCUGGAUCAGAGAAAUGAUAUAGGCAGUGUAACAAGUCUUGGGCAAGGUACAUCUUCCUCUGUAGUUGACUCUGAUGAAGUGGUGCCACCUGUCUCUCUGGUUCAUGAUUCAGUUUUGAGGCCAAAGAAGCGUAAAAUUUUAACAUCAGAUAUUGCAUGGCACAAGGAGGUCAGUCAGGGACCUCGAAGGCGGCGUAGUAUUAGCAUUGCUGAGCUGGAAUGGGCUCAGGUUUCAAAUAGACUGAUUGAGAAGGUUGAAGAUGAGUUUGAAUUGUUUGAGGAUGGUCCAUCAAUUCCUCAACCACGGAGGAGGAUAAUAUUGACUACCCAGCUAAUGCAGCUAAUCUUUCCUUCCGUACCAACGACAAUACUUACUGCAGAACCGAGUUCAUGUUAUGAAAAUCUGACCUACUUUGUUGCUAGAUCAGCACUUAGCGAUGCAUGUAAUUCAACUUUUUCUUCAGGAAGCAGUUCUAGUGUGGACAUCCACAGUGGAAAUAUGAACUCUGAGAGUAUCAAAACAUCUGAAGAAAGCAGCAAGCAUAUCAUCUUAAAAUUUAUGGAAGGUGUCAUUGGAAGAACUAGGAAACUAGAAAGUGAUUCAUCAAGAUUGGACAAGCGCAUGUCGCUACUAGAUGUAAGAGUAGAAUGCCAGGAGUUGGAAAGGUUCUCCAUUAUCAACCGGCUAGGCAAGUUCCAUGGCCGGAGUCAAGCAGAGGGCGUCGAGAGCUCAACCUCUGAAGGUGCCCCUCGCAGAAUAUUCCUCCAGAGAUACGUUACCGCUCUCCCCGUGACCGGGAAUCUUCCUGAAGGGACACCUUGUUUCUCGCUCUAGAUCUCCAUAUCCCUUCGAUAUUUUUGCCCUAUUCACAAGCAUCGGCCGCCUGUACCCCAUGCCUGUCGUGCGCAUCCACUCUCUCUCAUAUAAAGAAGCUGAAAAUCCCGGGCGCAAAAUUAGCUGAAAGUCAUCACUUUAACAUAAAGAAGCCGAUGCGAACCUCAUUCCCGGCCGUUGCUCAAUCUGUUAGUACACCCUUUUUUUGUAUAUUCAUGAAAAAUCGAAAAAGGAGAUCCAGGGUCAACAAUGUUUUCCCACAUUAAAGUACCAGUGAUCUGUCUUAUAUUAUUGUCAGAAAUACAUCACCUUCUUGUAGUUUUCUA